Molecule: messenger RNA, 1192 nt
Organism: Hipposideros armiger (great roundleaf bat)
Lineage: Eukaryota; Metazoa; Chordata; Mammalia; Chiroptera; Hipposideridae
Gene: INO80E
Product: INO80 complex subunit E
Exons: 7
Coding region: 94-828 (244 amino acids)
Biological process (GO): chromatin remodeling
Cellular component (GO): nucleus; Ino80 complex
Source: RefSeq, a predicted model, not a curated record
CAGCCGGAAGUGGAGGCUUGAGAGGCGGAUCUGUACCGGCCUGGAGUGUCGCGACUCCGGAUCGGACCUGGGGCGCUGCUCCGAGGCCCGGUCAUGAACGGGCCGGCGGACAGCGAAGUGGACUACAAGAAGAAAUACCGGAACCUGAAGCGGAAGCUCAAGUUCCUCAUCUACGAACACGAGUGCUUCCAGGAAGAACUGAGGAAGGCGCAGCGGAAACUGCUGAAGGUUUCCCGGGACAAGAGUUUCCUCCUAGACCGCCUCCUGCAGUACGAGAACGUGGAUGAAGACUCUUCUGACUCAGAUGCCACUGCAUCUUCAGAUAACAGCGAGACAGAGGGGACACCAAAGUUGUUGGACACACCAGCCCCCAAGAGGAAGAGAAGCCCUCCACUGGGGGGUGCCCCCUCCCCCUCAAGCCUCUCCCUGCCUCCUUCAACAGGGUUUCCCCUUCAGGCCUCUGGGGCCCCCUCCCCAUACCUGAGCUCGCUGGCUUCCCCCCCCUACCCCCCAUUCCCUUCUGACUACCUGGCCCUGCAGCUGCCCGAGCCCAGCCCCCUGAGGCCCAAGCGGGAGAAACGGCCCCGCCUUCCCCGGAAACUCAAGAUGUCGGUGGGACCCCCUGACUGCCCUGUGGGAGGGCCGCUGACCUUUCCUGGCCGGGGUUCUGGGGCCGGGGUGGGGGCAGCCCUAGCCCCACUGCCUCCCCCCAAGAUGCCCCCGCCCACGAUCCUGAGCGCUGUACCUCGGCAGAUGUUCAGCGAUGCCGGCAGCGGGGAUGAUGCCUUGGACGGGGAUGACGACCUGGUGAUUGACAUCCCGGAGUGACCCCCUCUGCCCAUGCCCCGCCCAGUGCCCCCUGUGCCAGCACACAAGCCCCUGGCUUCCGCGAAAACGUUUAUUGAUGCCCAGUUGCCGUGCUGUGGCCACUGACACAAUCAGGAAAGGCGUAAACAUGCACAGAUGUCCCCUGGAAGGUGGCCCUUGACCAGGGAGGGAAGGGCCCUGCCCUCACAGCCCAGGCCCAUCCAGGGGACAGUUACUUAAGUGAGUGGCGGGAGCAUCUACCUCCUCAGAGGCAGAGACCCUGCGGCCCGCCUCCCCACCCCCCACCAUUUAAAAGGGCAGCUGACCAGGGCUAGGUGGCGCGUGUGUUUGAACAAAGAUUCUGUAUUAAAGGAGUGAGCGGCUC